Messenger RNA from Pygocentrus nattereri (red-bellied piranha), 3407 nucleotides. RefSeq names its product fucosyltransferase 8a (alpha (1,6) fucosyltransferase) (gene fut8a). Gene Ontology annotation, molecular function: glycoprotein 6-alpha-L-fucosyltransferase activity; protein binding. Gene Ontology annotation, cellular component: Golgi cisterna membrane. The record is from RefSeq and is a predicted model, not a curated record. The transcript has 12 exons. Lineage: Eukaryota; Metazoa; Chordata; Actinopteri; Characiformes; Serrasalmidae. Gene Ontology annotation, biological process: protein N-linked glycosylation. Bases 570 to 2312 code for a protein of 580 amino acids.
GUGAAGCCUCCUGAAGAGCCCAGCAGCAGCAGCAACAGCAGCAGCAGCUCUCCGUGCAGCCCGGGCUCUUUCAGUUCCUGUUUCCGCCGGAGUCUCUCCACAUAGUCUCGUGUCCAAGCAUCUCCGUUACCCGAGAUCCCCACUCUGCAGGGACCCCGUUUCCUCCGUUGUCCAUCGAAGAGAGCCCGUCGCCGCUACGACGUGAUUUAGAAACAAAAAGGAAUCGGAGGAGGUAGACUCCUGGUGCCCCAGCUUUGUAACUGAAGCACAGUAAAGUAAAAGACACUCAAGAGUGCGUCUUCUCUGCAGUGAGGAGUAUCUACUCUUCGAGGAUAUCAGGCCUCUCACAGGAGCAAGGCUCGGAUGUGUGCUUCCUGAUUUGGAGGCAAUAAGAAGGAUAAACGCAUGUGGAAACUUCAAGAGGCAGUAGCAGGACCCUUACACUGAAGUUCGUUAGCUUCUUGAACUGGUGGGGGAAACUCCAGAACGCCAGCCUUUACUCAGGCACCCUGGCGGCCUGCUGACAUGCUGUAACUGCCAGCACACUGCGAGUGCCCCACCUCCUUCACAUGCGGCCGUGGACGGGCUCGUGGCGCUGGAUCACGCUGGUGCUACUGGCAUGGGGCACCCUGCUGUUCUACAUUGGUGGGCAUCUGGUGCGCGACAGCGAGCAUCCAGAACGCUCCAGCCGCGAGCUCUCCAAGAUCCUGGCAAAGCUGGAGCGGCUCAAGCAGCAGAACGAGGACCUCAGGCGCAUGGCUGAGACGCUUAGGUUGCCAGAGGGUCAGGUGGAAGGUGCUGGAGCAGCAGGAAAGCUCCGUAGUCUGGAAGAGCAGCUAAUUAGAGCCAAGGAGCAGAUCAACUCUUACCGCAGCCUACCUGCUGAUGGCCCAGGGAGGAACCAGGAGGAACUAAGGCGGAAGACAGAGAACGGGGUGCGGGAGCUGUGGUAUUUUGUACGCAGUGAGGUGAAGAAAUUGGCCCAUGUGGAGACUGGAGAGCUGCAGAAGCACAUUGACAUCCUGCUGCAGGACCUGGGGCACCAGCAGAGGUCCAUCAUGACAGACUUGUACCAUCUGAGCCAGGCGGAUGGAGCUGGAGACUGGAGAGAAAAGGAGGCCAAAGACCUUUCAGAAUUAGUGCAGAACAGGAUCACACACUUGCAGAACCCAGCGGACUGCAGUAAGGCACGGAAGCUGGUGUGUAACAUCAAUAAGGGCUGUGGUUAUGGUUGCCAGCUGCAUCAUGUGGUCUACUGCUUCAUGAUUGCCUAUGGCACACAGCGCACACUCAUUCUGGAAUCGCAGAACUGGCGCUAUGCCACUGGUGGAUGGGAAACUGUUUUCAAGCCUGUCAGUGAUACCUGCACUGACCGCACAGGAGCCUCCACAGGACACUGGUCUGGUGAAGCCAAUGAUCGGGAUGUGCAAGUGAUUGAGCUGCCCAUUGUGGACAGCUUGCACCCACGUCCCCCCUACCUGCCGCUGGCCAUCCCAGAGGACCUGGCUGAGCGUCUCCAGCGGCUGCAUGGGGACCCCUCCGUCUGGUGGGUGUCCCAAUUAGUCAAAUACCUAAUCCGCCCACAGGACUGGCUGGAGAAAGAGAUGCGCGAGGCCACUGCCAAGCUGGGCUUCAAACACCCCAUUAUAGGGGUACAUGUGCGUAGAACAGAUAAGGUGGGCACAGAGGCAGCAUUUCACCCCAUAGAGGAGUACAUGUUGCAUGUGGAGGACCAGUUCCAGAGCCUGGCCCAGCGCAUGCAUGUGGACAAGAAGCGUGUUUACCUGGCCACCGACGACCCUUCACUACUGCAAGAAGCCAAGUCCAAGUACCCAGAUUAUGAGUUUAUCAGCGAUAAUUCCAUCUCAUGGUCAGCCGGCCUACACAACCGCUACACUGAGAAUUCAUUAAGAGGAGUAAUCUUAGACAUCCAUUUCCUGUCCCAGACCAACUUCCUGGUCUGCACCUUCUCCUCCCAGGUUUGUCGCGUGGCUUAUGAGAUCAUGCAGACAUUGCAUCCAGAUGCCUCAUCCUACUUCCACUCGUUAGAUGACAUCUACUACUUCGGUGGGCAGAACGCACACAACCAGAUCGCCAUUUACCACCACCAGCCACGAGGCAAUGAGGAGAUCCCCCUGGAGCCUGGAGAUGUGAUCGGUGUAGCCGGCAAUCACUGGGACGGCUACUCCAAGGGCAUCAACCGCAAGAGUGGCCGCACCGGCCUCUACCCCUCAUACAAAGUGAAGGAGAAGAUUGAGACAGUGAAGUACCCAACUUACCCUGAAGCUGACAAACUUCUCCAAAAGCAGUAGAAAGAGUGAGAUGGAGAGAAACUAUGCGGAAUAUGUUCAGUACAGGAUACUGUAGUUAAGCCUGGACCUCCUGGAUGGAAAUGCACUUUGUGUGUAUGUGUGUGUGAAUGUGUAUGUACAGGGAGAAGGCAUUAUUUUACAGGGUCUGGGACUAGUUUCUAAGCCCGCCACCCAUUAAAGAGGCCAAUCAGGGUUGUAGAAAGGAAACUAGGACUUAACUCUUAAAAAAAAACACCAAGAUCAACAAACACACCACUGCAGGUACUUCUACCCCGAAACCUCCAGCUAAAAUGAAGGGAACUGCAUUUGUUUAUUUAAGAUUAAACUUUAAAAAAAAGAAAGAAAAAGAGACAGACUGCUUAAAAGAACAAGAAGAAUUUUGAACAUAUACCUUCAGCUCCAGCUUUUGUUUUUCUCCUCCUGUGCUGUUUUUUUUCCCCGUGUGAGCACUGAUAGCAUCCUUUCACUGCAGCCCCACCUCUCCUCUCCUCCUUCGUUACCUUUGCCUUUUUUUCUGCUCCAUUCAUGCCCUCUGACCACUCACACCAUCUCACACUCCUCUAAACAUGUGCUUUUUAUUUUCUUCUGCCACCCAAUGCUUUUAAAAGUUUUUGAUAAUUUUUGUUGUUUCAUUACAUUUUGUGUGGCUGUGUUCGCAUAUUUUUGCAUGCAUGUCUGUGUGUGGAGCGUUGAUGCGAAUCAGGUGCCUCAGAAGAACGGCUGACAUCUGGCGGAAUAUCACACAAAAGUUAGUAGUGAGCGUUCCGACUGCAGAGCCUUAUGGAGAGAUACCCUUCUCCCCCCUUUGCUCAUCACUGUCUAAUUCACAACAUCUUUCCAUUGUUUUUUUCAAAAAGAUGCUUUAAAGUCAAAGUUCAAAACUAAAAGGAAAAAAAAUGCAGGAAAUUAAAAUUCAAGAUUGUGAUACUAAUAUUAAUAAUGAUAUUGAUUAUGAUGUUUGUGAGUGGACGAUUAAUGGCAGUGAUGAAAUUUUGUUGUAACAGGUUUCAUCUACCAUGAGGAAAAUUUUAAUAUUUUAUGUUUGCGUGGGCAUUUUUGAUAAGCCGAUCAAAUAAACUUGAUCAGCCAACACAG